Molecule: messenger RNA, 1559 nt
Organism: Dunckerocampus dactyliophorus (ringed pipefish)
Lineage: Eukaryota; Metazoa; Chordata; Actinopteri; Syngnathiformes; Syngnathidae
Exons: 4
Coding region: 109-609 (166 amino acids)
Source: RefSeq, a predicted model, not a curated record
UUAUGAGGAAGUCGGUGCAUUGACACUCCGGGUUGAAGAAGCAGUUUGUCGGGUCUGGUGAGGCGUCUCGAUCGGGGAGCGCCGUAAAUAAGCUAAAACACACACAAGAUGAAGUUUGUGGUUGUUUUAUUCGCCCUUAGUGUGGCGGUGAUGGUCGCAAUGAUCUUCCAGAUUUUGCGCCAGGAGUUCGAAUUUCGCGAUUCGAAAGUCCGCAGGCUGGAGGACUUGGCAGUGGCCAAGAGGGAAGAGAAAGUCAUCGACUUGAUCAAACCACAAAUCCGUGAGCUGAGGACCAACCUGGCGUCCGUCAUGGGCAGGGUGGAUGCGCUGAAGAAACGCAAAGCAGCAGCUGAGAAAACAGAGCAGGACCGUAAAAAGGACUUGGAGGCAUGCGGUAAAGAUAAGGAAAGCACAGAGAAGAAGAAGAAAGCUGUCGUAGACUCCAUGGCAAAACUCAAAGCUGAUCACGCGGCGGAAAAAACAAAAGCAGAGGAGGAAUUAAAAAGCUUGAAACAACAGAUUUUGGAUCGAGACAAAGCUGUUUGCGUUUUUGCUGAUCCCAGCAUUGCAGAGGCACGGAGGCUGUGUGGAAUCAAUGCUCCACAAUGAAGACAACUCCGAAAACAACAAUGUUGACGCUGAGCUUGAGCCACAAACUCAGGGGUUUGUUUUGUAAAAGUGUGUGCUCGCUGUUCUGUUUUUGAAUACAUGAAUCAAAUCCACUUGAUACAGAUGUGGAGCUGUUUUUUGUGAUGUGAUUGUGCCACAGUGUUAAAUUGUCUAAGUGCAAAAAUAAACAGGCCUCACAAAUACAACAUUACUUGAAGAAUAUAUUUCAGGGAAAAACCAAGGAUGUAAAUUAAAGUGUUGUAUUUUUUAAUAUAUUUUUUUAACUAAUUAAUAAUCAUGACCCUAUGUUACUGUCCACAACUGAAUGUGGUGAAAUGCAGAUCCACACUGCUGUCGCUUCAAUGCAUCACAGACAUUCAGCUGGAAUACAGAUAUCUAUGACAAUGGAAUGAUGGGUGAGUCGGCUUUGGUGUUUUCUGAUUCGUAAUGUUUUACAUCAUAUUGUUCUCGUCUCCACAUGUGUGCUGACUAGAGAUCUUCGAUAUUGGCCUUCUUACCAAUAUAAUAUUACCGAUAACGUCCUGCACUUCAUUACCGCUACCAAUAUCAACAGAUACAGAUAUAGGCAGCAGUUCUUCACUCAAACCAGGGGGGUCCAAACUUUUUCCACCGAGGGCCACACACUGAAAAUGCAAAGGAUGUGGAGAGCCGCUUUUAUAUUUUUUUAAACCAACCCAUGUAAAUAUGCUUUUUUAUAAUAAAAGGAAAAACAUCCUGCAUCUCAGCUUUGUCACUGGUAUCGGUGACAAAGCGUGUUCUUAGUAUGAACUUUUUCUCCUUACCUUCCACUUUUUUGCUUGUUUUUUCUUUCUUUUUUUUGUGUUUUUACAAAUAUUUCUCCUUUCUUCUUGUACAUUUUUUUUGCAAUCUAUCUUUAUUCUAAUAAUGUUUUGACUUUAUCAUCAUAUUAAAACUUUUACCAAACCAAA